Peromyscus californicus insignis is the source of this 1052-nucleotide messenger RNA. It is a transcript of the gene Mrm2, whose product is annotated as mitochondrial rRNA methyltransferase 2. Gene Ontology annotation, molecular function: rRNA (uridine-2'-O-ribose)-methyltransferase activity. The transcript has 3 exons. Gene Ontology annotation, biological process: RNA methylation. Gene Ontology annotation, cellular component: mitochondrion. Bases 101 to 853 code for a protein of 250 amino acids. NCBI's taxonomy places the organism in Eukaryota, Metazoa, Chordata, Mammalia, Rodentia, Cricetidae. The record is from RefSeq and is a predicted model, not a curated record.
UGUGUGCGUGGAGUGGACGGCGGUAGUUGGGAGCGCAGUGUCUCGGGCCGCAUAGGGGCUCUGGCAGCCUCUGUCCCGGGAUACUGGACGCGUGUGCACGAUGUUUAUUCAUGUACAGGCGUACCCGAAGCUGGUAGGCGUUCCCCUUAAGGUUCAGAGAUUCCACACUGCUGCGUGUCGCUACAAAGGCCGGACGGGCGCUGAGCACCUGUGGCUGAUGCGCCAUCUAAAGGACCCGUUUGUGAAAGCCGCAAAAGCGGAGAGUUACCGCUGCCGCAGCGCCUUCAAGCUCCUGGAGUUGAAUGAGAAGCAUCACAUCCUGCGGCCCGGCCUCCGGGUGCUAGACUGCGGGGCGGCUCCGGGAGCCUGGAGUCAGGUGGCAGUGCAGGGAGUCAACGCCACAGGCGCAGAUGCCAGCUCUCCUGUGGGCUACGUGCUUGGGGUCGAUCUUCUUCACAUAUUCCCUCUGGAAGGAGCAACUUUUCUAUGCCCUGCUGAUGUGACUGACCCCAGAACUUGCCAAAGAAUUCUCGAACUGCUUCCCAGAAGGAGAGCGGAUGUGAUUCUGAGUGACAUGGCACCCAACGCCACCGGGAUCCGAGACCUCGAUCACGACAGGCUCAUCAGCUUGUGCCUUACCCUUGUGGACAUGGCCGCGGACAUCCUGCAUCCCGGGGGGACGCUGCUGUGUAAAACCUGGGCUGGAAGUAAAAGCCACCUGCUACAGAAGAGACUGACCCUGGAAUUCCAGAACACAAGGGUCGUGAAGCCGGAGGCCAGCAGGAAGGAGUCUUCAGAGGUGUACUUCUUAGCCACGCAGUACCGGGCAGGGAAGGGCUCCACGGAGCAGUGAGCCUGCCCUGCCCUGCCCUGCCCUUCUGGGCGUGCUUUCCUGAGAGCGGCUGCGAUCUGAGCUGCAUUGUGGAUAUGAACAGCAUAUCCCCAGGCACCUCCGGGUUUUAAAGAGAUGGAAGAUGUAUUUGAGUGCUGUGGGAUGGUCUGUAUGGCAAAUGUGUUGCUCUGAUUGGUCAAUAAAUAAAACACUGAUUGGC